Toxotes jaculatrix (banded archerfish) is the source of this 6225-nucleotide messenger RNA. It is a transcript of the gene ppp1r16b, whose product is annotated as protein phosphatase 1, regulatory subunit 16B. The record is from RefSeq and is a predicted model, not a curated record. Gene Ontology annotation, biological process: regulation of sprouting angiogenesis; establishment of endothelial barrier. Gene Ontology annotation, cellular component: cytoplasm. Gene Ontology annotation, molecular function: enzyme inhibitor activity; protein binding; protein phosphatase regulator activity. The coding region runs from base 372 to 2039 and encodes 555 amino acids. The transcript has 12 exons. Lineage: Eukaryota; Metazoa; Chordata; Actinopteri; Toxotidae.
CAGACGCAAACACAAACACAUGCACACACACGCAGAGUCACACACUAAGCGUAUCUUUCCAGCCCUGCUGUGUCUUUACUAACGGGACAAGUUUAAACCUCCGGAAUAUCGCUGUCGGCUCUCCGCGUUUCUGUCGCCUCCAUGUGAUCUUCUCGACCCCGGAGUGAGCUGUGAAACCAAGUCAGUCCUGUGAUUAAAGACCUUGGAGUGAUACAGGAUUUCUGCAGAAGUUUACCACAGCUUAAAGGAUAAUGAUGACGGCUAUGGGAGGAGGCCAUAGCCGAAGGUGCAGCCCUCGCUAGAAAAAUACGUUCUCCUCCAAUUUCACCCCUCCACCAUCAGCCACUACCGCCGACCCGUCCCCUGGCAUCAUGGCCAACCACCUGGAGCUGAUCCAGGAGCUGCAGCAGCUGGACAAGGUGCCCAGUCUGGAGAGGCUGCGGGCGGCCCAGAAGCGCCGUACACAGCAGCUGAAGAGAUGGGCCGUGUACGAGAAGGAGAUGCAGAAUAAGAAGCGAAAGGCAGACAAGAAGGGACGCAACGCAAACAACUUCCAGCUGGCAGAGUCCAAGAGGCAUGUGUCGUUUGCCGCCAGUGUGGCACUUCUGGAGGCAUCGGCCAGGAAUGAUCCAGAUGAAGUACGUUACCUGCUGAGGAACAAUGUGAGUCCAGACCUCUGCAAUGAAGACGGUCUCACCGCCCUGCACCAGUGUUGUAUAGAUAACUAUGAGGAUAUGGUGAAGAUCCUGCUGGACCGAGGAGCCAGCGUUAACGCUCAGGACAAUGAGCUGUGGACGCCACUGCAUGCCGCUGCGACCUGUGGCCACGCAGGACUGGUCAAGAUACUCAUUGCACAUGGUGCAGAUCUGCUGGCAGUCAACUCUGAUGGGAACAUGCCCUAUGACCUGUGUGAAGAUGACCCAACACUGGACAUCAUUGAGACAGCCAUGGCCAACAGAGGCAUCACCCAGGAGAUGAUCAACGAGACACGAGCGUCAACAGAGAGAAGGAUGCUGGGAGACAUUCAGGAACUGCUGAGACAGGGAGAGGAGGUCAACCAGCAGGACUCUCAGGGAGCCACACUGCUCCACAUCGCAGCAGCAAAUGGCUACGUGCAGGCUGCAGAGCUGCUGCUGGAAGGGGGAGCUCGCAUGGACCUGAGAGAUUCGGAUGGAUGGCAGCCUCUUCACGCUGCAGCGUGCUGGGGUCAGAUGCAUGUGGCAGAGCUGUUGGUGUCUCACGGAGCCAGUCUCAAUGCCAAGACCUUCCUGGAGGAGACUCCCAUUGAUCUGUGUGAGGAUGAGGAGUUCAGAGCCAUCCUGCUGGAUCUGAAACACAAACACGACAUUAUCAUGAAGUCACAGCUCAAACACAAGACCUCACUGUGCAGGCGAACAUCCAGUGCAGGCAGUCGUGGAAAAGUGGUGCGGCGAGCCAGCCUGUCAGACAGACACAACUUAUGUCGUAAAGAGUACGAGACAGAGGCCAUCGUUUGGAGGGGAGGAAGGGAGGAGGACGACGAGAAAGAGAAAGAGUCUGAUCAGGAGAACAGCCAAGUGGUUAAUGUCAAACCAGUCGUAGCUGUGGAGCUGCCAGACAAGCCCAAGCUGCCCACCAUCCUCAAAGACAGCAGCAGCAAACAGAAUGGCCUCAUCUCCACGACAACGUCCGUGCCGCCGCAGCCGCCCUCCAAUGGCAGCACCCCAUUGUCUGAUAACGGCAGGGUGGUCACAACCCAGCCUGCUCAGGAGGAGGCCUGGCCAAGAGAGCGCGCUCAGACUCUGUCGGAGCUGAAGAAACAGAGGGCCGCCGCCAAAUUGUUGAAUCAUCCCUUGUUUAACGGUCACCUAGGUAACGGUUCCGCAGACUCCUUCACUGAUGCCAAAACCAACUCCGAGGACCCCCGCAUGCCGCUGGUCUCCUCCAAUGGCAGUGCAGUUUACUACACACCAGCCAGCGGUGACCCGCCCCUCCUCAAACUGAAACAGCCAAUAGAGGAAGAGCCGCCAAAGGUGCGGACCUGCUGCUGUGUGUCAUAGCGCUGCAGUCACAUGGAGUGUUUGCACAGAGUGGAGGGAAGCAAGAAAUGUGCUGUAGGAGGGAGGAAAGAAAGAGCGAGUGUCCCUGUCUUUUAACGUCCUGUCCCACCACUUCUUUGAAUGAUGAGUGGUCAGAAGACGGUCUAGAAACUUUUCCUCUUACCUCCCUGUCACAUGACUCCUGCUACAAUUGGAGAAACCUUACCCCAAAUGGAGGCAUAUUUCAAGUGGAGAACAGGCCAUCGCAUUCCUCCAGAUGUCACUUGGAUUAAAAUUUCUUUCCAUCCAUAGUCUUUUUUACAAGACAUGCCAAACGGAUAGAAAGAGUGCAAGAUGUUGUUUCUCUGUCCCUGUGCACCUUUAAAAAAUCAAAGUGUGGACAGUUUUUUUUUAAGCUUUUCACUUUGAAAGGGUCAAAAAUUUUGCAUCAGAAGAGUGGAGAGGAUCUCAAGGUACUGCAUGUUCUGUCCUCAGAGAUGAAGAUGGAGAAGAGCUUUUUCUAGCCCACACAUGGAUGGUUAUCUUGUAAUUUAACAUUUUCUUCAUCAAACCGUAAUGUUCUGCUAUUACGCCAUGCUCUUGUCAAUUUCAAAAUUUGCAGGAUGUCCAUCCUAAGGAGGUCUAAACAUAUUGUAGUUCAUUAUGUUGUUUUACAACAUACCAGAAAGAGCUUAACGUAGCAAAAAGAGAUCUGAGACAUCUCUUCUGAAGUCAUAUUGAAAUGCUGCCUGCAAAAGUAAAGGGAAGGAAUGCCAUAAAACAGUGUUAAAAUAUUCAAGAAGUGUACUUCUACCAUGAGCGAUAACAGGAAAUAGUACUGCACUUGUGUUUUGAAACUGUCACUAUAUUCUGUCAACUAUAAUUCACCUCACCGUCCUCUCAGAUCAAACCUAAACUGACAGGUCAUUCUCUGUUUUAUGCAUAAUCCACUUUGCAUUCACUCGUACAGAUAAUUUUAAGCAAACAUGGAUGAAAAUGACUGUACAUUUUUUUAUUUAUGAAGUUAAUAUAAUGUGUAAAAAAAAACAACAAAAAAAAACAUAUUAUGGUUCCUCAAGUUGAGUGUAUUUAUUAUUUGGAUGGUGUGUGGAGAGUGUGAAUGCUAUAAAAGAUGAGCUGGUGAAUCUUCCAGCAAAGCACCUUCUGACAUGGAAAAUCAAACAGAUAAACUGAAGAAAGGGUUACUGUCUGCUAUAUGUACAUGUUAUCAAAAACACAAACAUCUUACUGGGAUGGAUUCACAUUUGUGUCACUACAAAUAACAGUGUUAUUUGUUUGUUUUGUUUUUUUUCCUUGUGGCCAUUGUGUGGCUUUAUCUUCUCCCUUCACUGUAUUUGUCUAAGUAACAGAAACUGUAAAUGUUAUGUAAUGAAUUACUGUAAGUAUAGAAUGAGUUUUCUGAGGAUACAAACAGACUCUGUGCUUGCCACUUAAUUUUUUUUUUUUUUAACAUUAAUCCACACUUGGAUUUAAUAUGUAGCGAGCCCACAGAGUUAUGUCAGGUGACCUUUAGUGUAUCAUGAUUUCCAGCCCAAAAACAAGUUGCUCUUUUCCAGGAGAUGAGAAGACUGAUGCCGCUCUCAUGUCUCUACAAUUCGCUCCUUACACAAUAUGGCAACCACUGACGUUAGAACUUGAGCGUGUGGGUCAGUACUUCCGGUCAAAACUUCCGGUGAUCUAACAGCGACAGCAGAACAUGGCGAGAGCGAGAGACAACAGCGAUCAAGUUAAAUUAACAGAGAGAAUUAUAUUUACAUAGCAGUAGCUAUGUAGCUAACAUUUAGGUCAGUUUUCCUGUAGAUAUUUUAGGAUUAUCAGUUGUUUUUUUCAACGUUUGACGCUUUUUAGUUGAGGUGCAUACGAACAAAACAAAAAAAAACACGGCAUCCUGAAAAAAGCGCUAACUUUUCUCGACCAAAAGAGACGAUUCAAUCUGGCACAGAGAAAGCAUAACCUAUCGCUAAGUUAGGAGUAAUAUGAGAUUGUCAGAGGCGGGCCUACCGAAUAGUUGUUUGAGUAUUUCUUUUGGUUUGUGUUGUAAUGUAUUGGUUCAGAAAACUAGAGACAAGUAACGCAAUCGCUCACCAAUGGCCGCACUUCAUUGUUGUGAUCGUUAUGUACCGUUUCGUUACGUUACAACAAAGAAGUCAGCUUUCAUGCAUUCCCCGUUAAUGCUGCGGUAUGGGCAGUGUGGGAUGCAGAAGAUCCGGAGGGAUGACUUAAACCCAACCAAAAACACCCGGGUCUGUAGUCAGCAUUUUAAGCAGACUGAUUUUCAUGUGACUGUUAGUGAAGGCAUGGGCAACUCAGCAAUGAAUUAACGAUAUAUCUUGCUUCUUAAAAAAACAUUCUCUGUAUUACUGUCAUCAGUACAUUCGCUUUGGGUUUUUACUGACUUGAAAAUGCACCAGAUCAAACACCUGAUGCACGGACAAGGGUGGUAAAUAAUCUUGAUCGCAGCCAUUGGUAGUUUCCGAUAGUGAUAGGUUAUGCUUUCUCUGCACCAGAUUGAAUAGUUUCUUCUGGUUGAGAAAAGUUAGCGCUUUAUUAUCAGUUGUUUUUUCAGGGUGCCGUGCUUUUUUGUUUUGUUCGUACGCACCUCAACUAAAAAGCGUCAAACGUUGAAAAAGAGUAACUUAUAAUUCUAAAACAAAUACAGGACAACUGACCUAAAUGUUAGCUACAUGGCUACUGCUAUGUAAAUAAAAUAAUCUCUCUAUUAAUGUAACUCGAUCGCUGUUGUCUCUCGCUCUCGCUGUUAUAUCACCGGAAGUUUUGACCGGAAGUACCGGCCCACACACUCAAGUUCUAACGUCAGAGGUCGCCAUAUUGUGCAAGAAGCGAAUAGAUAUGUAGUGGGAGCUCGUUAGCUUAGCAUAAAAAUGGGGGAAAAUCGGGGGAAAGAAAAUCCACCUGGCAAAAUCUCACUAAUAAAUACAUUAUAUCUUGUUUGCUUAAUCUGCACAAAAAAAGACGUGUUGUUUUAUGUGCUAGACAACAUCCUGCCAACCAGCAGAUACUCCAGGACAACAGACCAAGAAACUGUCCAGCGCUUCAAGUCAAACAAACAAUGUGUUAAUUAGAAAGCGUGAGAGGUCCCUUUACGCAAGAUUUAAAAAAAAAAAAAAUCAUUUUACACAGCCAGGCUAUUUCCAGUUUUUGUGCUAAGUUGACAGAGAAAGAAAGCAAAUAAGCAGUUUUCCAAAAUGUUGAACUAUUCCUUUAAUCCAAUAACAGCUCCUCUUAUCUCCUUGUGAGUGCCAAAGAGUCUUCCAUGAUUAAAAAAAAAUACAAUUAAAAUGAAAAAAUAAAAAUCCUAUAAGGACAUUUGAUAAUUUUGGAAGGGGAGGCUGUCAUUGUUUCCGAUGACCUACUCCUUCAAACAUGUAAUUACCCAGAAUGCCACUACCACUUUAACCACAUAACAUCAGCUGUACAGUGUCAAAUAUUUGUACAGAUGCGUUUGUAAAUAUGUUUGUAUUAGUAUCCCCUUAUCUGUUCCCAUGAACUGCAUUUACAUGUCUGUGUUGUUACUGUUGAGAAACAUAUAGGAAAAUACAAUAACCCACAUUGAUGAACAGUGUUAGUUGACAUUUGGUUGUCAUGGGGUGAAACUGUGAGACUACAUAGACCCCAAACCCUUAGUAUCGAGCAGUUUAAAAUCUGUCUCUAAAGUCGAGUGCACCUGGGUGUCAUCACAAUACUUAGUGUUUCCUCCCUGCUGUUCAGUGACCAGUGUCUGAAUGGUGGAAUUUUUCUGUGCAAAUUUGCUGCAAAGGUCCGCUUUUAAAUGUUGCACUCGUGUAGGAAGCAGUUUUGUUUUUCAACUCAUUUUGAGGAAGUACAAAUGAAGUCAAAGAGAUUGCUAUUUCCACUAGUUUUGGUUCUGUCUUUUUGUGUCCAAGGCAGUGACAUAAUCUUGUUGUGAGUCAGCUGAAAUUCACUUAAGUCACUCAGUUGUAGUAAAAUUUUGAACUACGACCUGGUCAGUUUUAGCCAGAAAGGGACAGUCACCUGUUAAAAUGUAACCUGUGUUACUUAGAUCAGGGCUUGUGUUUGACUGCAAGCCUCACUGUCUGUAAGGAUAAGAUUAUAAAGAAGGAAAACUACUGAUUUUGUAAUUACUGGAAUAUACUGAUGGUUGCAUUAACAUAUUUUGAAUAAAUUGUAUAUUUUGAGAAUUUUA